GUUACUCAGUACCGAAUAGAUACGAUUUGCUACAGCUCUAGUGUUAGUGACAUUGACGUUUAUAGGUAUAUAAGAUUUUGUGGAGUACAAAUUUAUUUUAUAUUUAAAGCUGAGAAACAGUUACAAUACGAUUGGUUUAUUAGUACCUCAUUAUGACUUCUAACGAAAAAGAAUAUUUUGGACCAUUGACGCUGCAUCAGAAUAAUGAAAAACCAACUAUUUUCAAGAGCAGUGAGCCGGAAGUAUGUUUUUGUGUUUUAUGUGAAGACAAGUAUAGUUUGCCGACCUCGGAAAAGCAGCUUCUUACGCAUCUGUUUAUGAAACAUCGUCUGGUUAUUUCUGAUGUAAACCAAAUAGCGGAUCUGAGUGCCUAUCUCAAAUAUUGGAGGUUAAGAUUUAAAGAUCAGAGCUUAUCAUUUUACUGUACAACAAUGCUAUUAGACAGUAAACCAGAUGGCACAAAAUCUAAAAAUGAAGAGUACUUUUUACUUAGUGAUGUAUUGCCAGAAGAUAAAGAACUCCGGUCUAAUCUGCAACAAAACAAAUUGGAAAAACUUCUACAAAGACAUCAGUUUGAAAGAGAAGAUAAAAACUAUGAAAGAGAAUGUCUAUUUUGUAGAUUUGUAUCAAUAGGUACAAGAGCUAUGUAUUUAAAACAUUUAUAUGAGAAACAUAAUUUCCAUAUUGCUAAGCCAGAUAACCUUAUAUUCAUAGAUGAUUUAAUUAAUACAAUAGCAACAAAGUUAGAUAAAUUACAAUGUAUUUUUUGUGAGGGUGAUUUUAAAGAUCGUACUAUACUUAAAGAGCAUAUGCGUAAAAAAGGUCACAAGAGAAUAAAUCCAGACAAUAAAGAGUAUGACAAAUUCUUUUUGAUCAACUAUACUGGAGAUAAACUGAAAAACAAUUUAAGGCCAAAUAUUAAUAAGAAUCAAAAUCGAGUAUCACAAAGAGUGCCUGAUUGUGAUCAUGAGUCUAAUGACAGUGACCCAGAAUGGUCAGAUUGGACUGAAGAAAAUGGUCCUCUGAUUACAUGUUUGCUAUGCGAACAUACGGAAAUGGAGUUUGAUAAUGUGUUGAAGCACAUGGAAAACCAACAUGAGUUUUCUUUUGCUACAAUAACAGAAGGAUUAGAUUUUUAUCAUAAAGUCAAAAUAGUCAACUAUAUACGUCGUCAGAUACAUUUAAAGCAAUGUUUCUCAUGUGAAUUGAAAUUUGAUGAUGUGAAAAACUUAGAGAAACAUUUGAGAGAAACUAAACAUUGGAAAAUAAACAAAUCAAAUUGGGAUCAUCCGGAAUAUUACUUUCCUACCUAUGAAGAUGAUUUGUUCUUGUGUUUCAUACAAGAUGAUGAUGAGAGUUGGUGGUCAAGUGACGAACAAGAAAAUGAGUCGAGAAACUCUAUGUCAAACAACAUAUCCACAGAAAUGGCUUUAGCUGUACUUAAGGAUUAAUUUAUAUUUUGUAAGUAUAUCUCAUUGAUAAUCUAAAUUAUUUGAUGCAAUAAAAUUAUAACUGAAAAAUAUAAAAAAAGCUAUAAGUCACUACAUAGUAUAAAACAAACUCAUUUUCUCUGUCCCAAUAUCCCUAUGUAUGCU
This is a messenger RNA of Diatraea saccharalis (sugarcane borer), 1595 nucleotides long. The record is from the annotation of a GenBank genome assembly. Lineage: Eukaryota; Metazoa; Arthropoda; Insecta; Lepidoptera; Crambidae.